AUGUCCGAAACAAAAGAAGCAACCAAACCAACCAAGAAUGGGUCCCAAGGCAUAUUGAAGAAGUUGGCUAGUGGAAAUACUUGGGUAUCUCCAUUCAGAUCACAAGCUUCUGAUGAGGAUCCUAAAGCUAAGAAGAAAAUCAAUUUGUACAAGCAAUUCAAAGAAUCAAACAAGCUUGAACAUAUUAAGGUUCCCGUUAAAUAUUCUUACCAUCCAACUUUAGAAGCCGAGGCCAAGAAGAAGAAGGCAGCUGAGGCUGAAGCCAAAAAGGCCAAAGAAACACCAGCAGCAGCUACAACCAUUGAAGCGAAAGAUGGCGAUGUAGAAGAUGAAACAAAGGCCGAAGAAGCUGAAGAAAAACUUGACACUGAUGCUAAGGAGCCAUUGAUUGAAGAUGAGACAAAUGAAGAAGCGAAAGUUGACACCGAUGCCAAGGAACCAUUGGUUGAAGACGAAGCCCAACCAGAAACAGCCAAUGAAGCCGAGGAAAAUGAAGAAGAACUUGAAGAUAAGGCUGAAGAAAAGCUUAUCACCGAUGAACCAGCGGACGAAGAAACAGAAGUUGCUGAACCCAAAGAAACUUCAGCCGUGUCCGAAAACAAAGAAGAAGUUGCUGAACCAGAGAUUGAAGAUGGAGAAGCACUCAAAGGCGACGAUAACAUUGAGAAACAAGUCAAAGAAACCCCAAUUGAACUUGUUGAUCAACCAUCUCAAUUCAAGUAUGAACCAGUUGAAUUGCCAAAUAAGGAAACUUUGGAUAAAUUACAAGACAAGCCUGUAUUGUUGAGACACUAUCAAGAAUUGAAUGCUAUUGGAGUUGGUUCAAUUGCCAACAGAAUCGAGGAUCCAAACAAGGUUAUUGAAUUGGGUUCCGGAUUGAGAAUGACUCAGCAACAAUUGUUGGACAUUGCUGCUAAAAGAGUUGCACCAGUGAUUACUAAUAUCAAUGACGAAGUUUCCAAAACAAGACAAGAAGAUGAAAUUAAAAGACAACAAAGUUUGGACAACAAGGUGAAGAAGCAUGAAGGUAAAUUGCAAUCUGAUUUUGAAAAGUAUCUUGGUAAAAUUGGUAAGAAAAAGGACAAAUUCAAUAAAGAGAUUGAAGAUAAGUUGACUAACUUCGACACCAUGAUUAAAAAAUCAAACAACACUGCUAUUGAAUUCGAGAAAACAACUAAAGGUGAAAUUGAAACUGCCAAUAAGGAGUAUGAAGAACGUGAAACAAAAGCAGUUGAACAACAUGCUACUGACAAGGAAACUAUUGAGAAAAACCACGAAGAGUUGUUAGCUACGAAAAAGCAAGAAUUGGAAGAUGCUAAGACUGGUCAAGAAACUGCCACCCAAGAAAUUGAAGAAUUGAAGGACAAGAAAACUGAAUUAGAUGACAAGAAUUCCGAAUUGGCUGAUAAAAUUGAGCAAUUGACUGCCCAAUUGAAUACCGAGCUUGCCAAAUUGGAUGAUUUGAAAGCUAAUCACAAGGAACACCAAGAUUCUAUUGAUGCUAACUUGUCCAAGAAGCAAGAAUUGGAUGCUAACUUGACGACCAUUCGUAAAGAUCUUUCUGAUAAAAAGGAGAAACACAAAGGCUUACUGGCAGAAGUUGGUGUUUUGACUGGCGCUGCUACUGCCUAUGCGGCUAGAUUAACUAGCUUGCACACCGACAAAGAAGACAGAGCCAAGAGACUUGCUGAAGCUAAAGAGAAACACGCUUCUUGGUUACAAGAGAAGCGAGAAUUGGCAGAACAAACUGCAAGAGAACAUGAACGUAAGAGAUUAGAAGCAACUCAUGAUUACGAGACUCAAAAACACCUUGAAGAAUUAGAAAGACAAAAACAGAAGGAAGAACGUGAAAGAAAAGAGAAAGAAGAAGCUGAAGAAAGAGAAAGACAGGCCAAGAUUGAAGCUGAAGAACGUGAAAGAAAGGAAAAAGAGGAAGCCGAAGAGAAGGCAAGAAUUGAAAAAGAACAAGCUGAAAAAGAGGCCAAAGAAAAAGAAUUGAAAGAGCAACAAGAGAAAGAAGAGGCCGAGAAGAGAAAGAAUGAUGUUGAGUUCCAAGUCUCUCAAGCAAUCUUGUCAAGAGAAAAUGACCAAAAGAAGUUUGAAGAGGAGAGGACUGAAAGUGAGCGCGUUUACAAUGAACGUAAAGCCAAAGAAAAGGAAGAAACCGAUAGAUUGUUGAAAGAAAUUGAAGAUUUGAAAGCUGAAAAGGAAAAAGCUGCUGAGUUAGAAAGAGAAGAAGCAGAAAAAGUUGCACAAGCUAAAUUGGCACAAAUUGAAAAAUUGAAACAAGAACACGAAGCUAAAACCAAAUUGUUCAACGAUAAAUUGGAGUUUGAAAACUUGCAAAAGCAAAGAUUAGAAGAAGAAGUUGCCAAUUUGAAAAAGAUUAGGGAAUUGAGAGAAGAAAAGGCAAGAUUGGCAAGCGAACAGUACAAAGACCCUGAAUUAGAAAGAGUCAAGAAAUUGAUUCAAGAAAGGGAAUUGGAAGUGGACAGAUUGACCAAAGUGAUUGAGUUUGAAAAACCAGAACAGACGUCAUCUGAAGGCAGUCAUUUUUUAGGAAUUAGCAAUGAUAGUAAAUCUGGAGCUAUUCCCGCUAUAAAAUCCAAGGAUGUUGUUGUUGACAAUAAUGGAAGUUCUCAUUCAAAGAAUGUAAACACUGGUAACCAAACUAGAACGGAAAAUGUAAAUGCCGAUAAGAAGAAAGACCAUCAUUAUGGAGGAGCAGCUUUAGGAAUUGCUGGAGGAAUUUUAGCAGCUACUGGCGCUGGAGCAGUGGCAGCUGGUAGUGCUGGAAAGAAUGCUGUUUCAGGUAUUACUAGUGGUGUUUCGAAUACUGUUCCAUCUGGUAAUAAAGAUGUUCAAUUACCAAGUAGCGGUACACAAGAUACUACCACUACUACUAUUUCUGCACCAGAUCAAAGUCAAUCUCUGUCCCCUGUUGCAACUAUCACUGAACCAAGUGCUUCCGCCCCAAGUAUUCCUACUUCAAGCAACACUAGUACGAUUUCUUCCAAGAAAAAUGCUGCUAGUGUCACACCCACUCCAAUUGAAGCACAACGAACCAAUAGUCUUAGUGACAAGUUUAAAGGUUGGGGAAGAAAGUUAAGCAAGAAGGAUAAAUCCAUAGAUGCUAAGUCGGCAGCAGAAACAGCUGACAAUACGGGUGUUGUAGCUAAAGAUGACAAUAAACCAGUUGGUGGAAUCACAGCUUUGGAUGCAGAGAAAAACACUGUUGUUGCCAGAGACACCAAACCAAUUGGUGGUGUCAAUGCCAAUGAUAUCGAAGAAAAACCUACUGUUGGUGUUUUUGUUUCCAAGAAUAUUUCCAGUAGCAAAACUUCUACUGGUGCUGAUAAUGAAUCUUUUGAAAUUCAAUCUGUUUAUGAAGUUGUUUCAGAUAAUGAAUUUGAAGCAAACAAACACAAUCCUAAUUAUUUUGAAGUUAGUCCAGAAGAGUUUAACAAACAUAAGAAUUUGGAAAAUAAGGUAGUCCUUAUAGAAAAAAUCACCGAAUAG
This is a messenger RNA of Candida dubliniensis CD36, 3519 nucleotides long. RefSeq names its product Slk19p (gene SLK19). Gene Ontology annotation, molecular function: sequence-specific DNA binding. Gene Ontology annotation, cellular component: nucleus. Lineage: Eukaryota; Fungi; Ascomycota; Pichiomycetes; Serinales; Debaryomycetaceae. The record is from RefSeq and is a predicted model, not a curated record. Bases 1 to 3519 code for a protein of 1172 amino acids. Gene Ontology annotation, biological process: regulation of ribosomal protein gene transcription by RNA polymerase II. The transcript has a single exon.